Messenger RNA from Brassica napus (rape), 1274 nucleotides. Its product is annotated as CRIB domain-containing protein RIC8-like. Lineage: Eukaryota; Viridiplantae; Streptophyta; Magnoliopsida; Brassicales; Brassicaceae. Bases 632 to 1168 code for a protein of 178 amino acids. The transcript is spliced from 4 exons. The record is from RefSeq and is a predicted model, not a curated record.
UGAAACUUAUUCUGAGUCUUUGGAUCCUCAGUACUUGCUUAGGCCCAAUUGUCAGAUUAUCUUUGUCCGCUUUGGUUUAUUUGUAUUUGACAAUGCCUCCCCUUCACAUCUCCAGCACUUUCGUCUCUAUGAGAUGUUCUUGCGUAUUUUGGCCAGUAUCUUUGAUCAUCUCCAGCGUGAUGUUAGGUGUUUGUUGUGGAUUUCAUUUCAACACACAUAAUGUAAUGAAGUCAUGAUCUCUCCCUCAUUGCUUACGAUAUAUGUACAGUGUUCUUUAAAUAUGGCAUAACAUAACCAAUAUAUGUACCUCUAAACAGAAUAAUCUAUAUAUGAAGCUAUUGUUUUUUUAAUUUUUAUCAGUUAGUGGCCAAUAAUUGUUCUGUUUUUACUAACAACUGCUGAUUUCCAUUCAGUUUUACCAAAUUAAGAUUACAAUACAUAACAAAUAUAUAUAUUAUAAUUAGUUUUAAUCCACUUUCAACUUGAUUUCGUUCACUUAGUUAAUAACUGAGUCGUAAUUUCAUUGAUCCUUUAUAUUUCAGAAGACAAAAGACAAACACGUACAGAAUAGCUUCUUCUUCCUCCUUUUUUUUUCUUAGUUACUAUUUUGAUUUGGUUUAGCAAUUACAUUAUGUCCAACUACAGAAUGAAAAGUCUCUUGAAGGGUCUUAGGUACAUUUCUCAUAUAUUUGAAAACGAGAAAGAGCCAGAGAUGCAAAUUGGAACUCCAACAGAUGUAAAGCAUGUUGCACACAUUGGUUGGUAUGGAGGAUCUGUCAAUCAAAACUCACCUAGCUGGAUGAAUGAUUUUAAAGCAUCGGGUGGUGGAUAUGCAUCUACGCCUCUAGGAAAUUAUAUCGUAGAGGAUGCCUCGGAAGAUUCAACUCGAUCACGUGACAUACCAAGACAUCCAAGAUCGUCGAGAGACCGUUCGAACAAUGUGGAUUCACCAAUAAAAGGACGAUCACGACGUGGAACCUUAAACUCUAGUGGGAAUCCAAAAACUUCACGGAGAUCAAAAGAAACUUGUGAUAAUCCUCAAGACGGUUCUAGAAAAUCUCGUAGAAGAAAAACUAGAGAUUGUGCGAAUGAUGGAUCGUCACGAUCGUCGCGUAGAACAUGCGGAUCACAGACAGAAUCUAUACUGUAUGUUACAGAAUCAAUCUAAGUGUGGUCUUAUAAAACUAUCAUGUAUCUUCUUCUUUUUUGAUCAAACUUCAUGUAGCUUUUAAGCUUUGGUUGGUUUAUAAGAAAAUUCAAUCUUGAUGUGUAUU